This is a messenger RNA of Helicoverpa zea (corn earworm), 2559 nucleotides long. RefSeq lists its product as uncharacterized. The record is from RefSeq and is a predicted model, not a curated record. The transcript is spliced from 12 exons. The coding region runs from base 981 to 2234 and encodes 417 amino acids. Gene Ontology annotation, cellular component: nucleus. Lineage: Eukaryota; Metazoa; Arthropoda; Insecta; Lepidoptera; Noctuidae. Gene Ontology annotation, molecular function: sequence-specific DNA binding; zinc ion binding.
UUAGUACUGCUCUUUUCAAUUCAAAUUCAGUUUACAUCACUACGAGUUUUCUUUCUCAAGAUAUACCAUUUUACAUUUACGGUGUAUUUUGUCCAUACUAAAAUGCCAAUUAGUAAUGUAAGGAAAAUCGAAUGUCGUAGCUGAAAAAAUAUAUCAUGACAUUGUUUUUUUUAACCAAUCAUGUGCAUAAUUUGUGUACUGAUAGCAGGGCAGUAUUUUGCAAAUCUUUAAAAAAUAAAACAACAUACAUGACUUGUGUUCCGUGAUGCUGUUUGUAAAAAAUGUGGUCCUCAUAUUAUCAUUGGUUCAAACUUCACCAUCAUUGUAGCAAAGCUGUUAGCCUGACUAGGGUUUAUGAUUGAGAUCUUGACAGUAUAAAAACAUUUCAUGAGUGUAAUUUUAUUUUAUUUUAAGUACUUAUUUGAUUUAUUUUUAUAUUAUUUAAGGAAUGCAUCGAGUGCUUCAUGGGUUCCCAAACCCUGAAAAGGACAAAGAACGCUUCAACAACUGGCUUUACGCUAUUGGUGGUGAUAUCUUGGCCUUGGAAAAUGAGCGCAUAUUUAAGUACCGCCGUGUGUGUCACUCACACUUCGAACAUAAAUAUCUAUGCUGUAACAACAAAAUCAGCAACAUUGCUUUGCCAACAUUAAAUAUGCCAGCACCAUUUCUGCUGAAGAGAUCCACAUCAGUUACUAGAAAGCCAUUACAACAAAUUCUGGAACUGCCAUCAACGAAUUUCAGUAUAUUAGAAUGUACUCUGUGUGUAAAAUGGUCGCCGUAGCCUGCGUACACGCUUGAUUACGUUUUGCGGUUGUUUUAUGUGUAAAUUCUAGUUUUUGUGAUAAUAUCUUCGUUAUAAACGUCGAGUCGAGUUUACUCCUCCGUUUCGGUAAAAAGAUAAUCUUCCAGAAACUGUGUUUUACUUUGCGCUAAGGACGCUUUUGUGUUGUGUUGUGUGUGGUCUGCUCAUCAUUGCAACAAUGCCGCACCGAUGUACACUCGGAUGUAAAAGCACAGAUGUGCCAUUGCACAUCUUUCCAAACCCGAUCAAGUUUCCUGAUCGUUUUAAAACUUGGGUGAAUCUUGUUGGAGGAAAGCUUGAAGCACCAUCUGACUACGAAUUUUAUAAGAAGCAGCGGCUAUGUGACAUCCAUUUUUCUAUUGAACAAAAAAAUCGCUUCAAACGCCUAAAUGCAUUGGCAGUACCGAGUCUUCAUUUACCAGAUAAUCAGUCGGUCAGUAGAGAGAACCAAGGAUUGCAAGAGGCAGCUCCCAGUACUGUUAACGAGGAAUUAGAUACCAGUGCUACUGCAGAAGUUCAACAAUCACUGGAUAAGUCACCGGGUCCUGUUGAGAAAGAAGCAGAUAACAAGGUUGCUGGAGAGGUUCAAGGAUUACAAGAAACGUCGUCACCAGGACCUGUUGACGAGGAACCAGAUGCACCUGUUGAAGUUAAGGAGGUUUGCCGCGUAUGUCUCGCGUUUAACGUGAAGAUGUAUAACGUACAAGAACACAACUUGUGUCAAAUGUUAUAUGACAUCACCGGUAUUGAGGUUGGUGAAAACGAUGGCAUAUUCCAAUACGUGUGUUACGAGUGUGCCGCACGACUUUCAGCAGCUUCAGCGUUCAGGCAUAAAGCGCUGAAAAGCGACGGAAUGCUGCAGCGACUGAUGAACUGCGGCGAUACAAUAGCCGAGCAAAUAACAUUUCUUAAAGAGAACGUUGAAAUUUUGAAACCGACGCUCACAGUGCAAGAAGUGUUCAUUACUACUGAUAUCGCCGAAGAACCAAAUAUUAAGUUCAACCUUAUUGAUGAUAAGACUGUAGAAACUACACAUGUCGUUAUAAAAGAGAAAUAUAAGGAUAUAGUUAAAACGUUCUGUGAUGUCGAGACCAUAGAUAAUUUUGUUCCUACGGAAAGAUCUUUGACGAUGAAUGAAGAUGGCAGUGUUACUAUAUGUGAAAAUAUUAAAGAACAUGAAAAUACCACUACUUUACAUCGUGAAGAAGACAAUUCUAGCGCGAUUACGAAGGAAGAAUUAACCAGACGAGUAAGAGAGAGGCUUAAGGUAUCCAAAUGUUGUAAUGUACCCGACCUGGCCAAGGAGUUUGGUGUCACUACUGAAAUUGUGCAGAAAAUUAUUGAUGACACUGGUUUAAAAAAAGGAUAUAAAAGAAAAAAAGGCUCUGCUCAGAACCAACGAGGAGCAGGGAAAAAGAGUAAAGUCUCUUGAAUAUAAUGGCGGAACUAUCUCUCAAAUGUGAGUGAUAUAUUCAUUCAUACAACAUUCAACUGCCUGCCAGAAAGUCUUACCAAGGGGUAUUGGGUUGCCCGGGUAACUGGGUUGAGGAGGUCAGAUAGGCAGUCGCUCCUUGUGGCACACUGGUACUCAGCUGCAUGCGGUUAGACUGGAAGCCGACCCCAACAUAGUUGGGAAAAGGUUUGGCAGAUGAUGUUAGGAUGUAUGUGUGCAGAUAAAUGAAAAAAAAUACUGAGUUGUUAUCUGUUAAUGACAAUGAGUGAGUUUUUUAAUAAAUAUUAUUGAUUUUAAAAGUGUA